AUGGAGACAAGCCCUGUGCUUUUUUAUGCAGGACCUCAUUUGCUUAGUUUUCUGGCUCUUGUUCUCUUAUAUGUUGUUUCUUCUCCUUGUUCUGCUAGUCUCUUUUUCAACUUUUAUGGAGCUUCAUGCCCAACUGCUGAACUUAUUGUCGCAAACACAGUGAGAUCAGCUUCCUCUUCUGACCCUACUGUCCCAGGGAAGCUACUCCGUUUGGUUUUCCAUGACUGCUUUGUAGAGGGAUGUGAUGCAUCUGUCAUGCUACAAGGAAAUGGGACGGAGCGAAGUGAUCCAGGGAAUGGGUCUCUAGGAGGGUUUCAAGUUAUCGAUUCAGCUAAAAGAAUGCUUGAAAUCUUCUGUCCAGGAACUGUAUCUUGUGCUGAUGUCGUUGCUUUAGCUGCUAGAGAUGCUGUUGCGAUCACAGGUGGACCUGAGCUUCAGAUUCCAACUGGUAGGAGAGACGGGAGGGUAUCUGCAGCGGCAAAUGUGAGACCUAAUAUCAUAGACACAUCCUUUACAAUGAAUGAGAUGAUUAACAUUUUCACAGCUAAAGGAUUAUCCCUUGAGGACCUUGUUGUGCUAUCAGGAGCUCACACUAUAGGAUCAGCUCAUUGCAGCGCAUUCAGUGAUCGGUUCCAACUGGACUCCAAGGGGAAGCGCACACUCAUCGACUCAUCUCUAGACAGGAAUUAUGCCGAUGAGCUAAUGCAAAGAUGUCCAGUGCAUGCAAGCGAUUCAAUAACAGUUGUCAACGAUCCUGGAACAUCCUCGUCAUUCGAUAAUCAGUACUACCAAAACCUAGUAGCCCACAAAGGCCUUUUCCAAUCAGAUUCUGUUCUUUUAGAUGACAAAAGAACAAGGGCCCUAGUAGAGGAUUUUGCAAAUGAUCAAGAAAGGUUUUUUCAGAGUUGGGGCCAGUCAUUUUUGAAGCUAACUAGCAUUGGAGUGAAAACAGGUGAGGAAGGUGAAAUUCGGCAAUUUUGCUCGGUGACUAAUGGAUGA
Messenger RNA from Dovyalis caffra, 999 nucleotides. The record is from the annotation of a GenBank genome assembly. NCBI's taxonomy places the organism in Eukaryota, Viridiplantae, Streptophyta, Magnoliopsida, Malpighiales, Salicaceae.